Messenger RNA from Coprinopsis cinerea okayama7#130, 1630 nucleotides. RefSeq names its product kDa Trp-Asp repeats containing protein. Gene Ontology annotation, biological process: rRNA processing; positive regulation of transcription by RNA polymerase I. Lineage: Eukaryota; Fungi; Basidiomycota; Agaricomycetes; Agaricales; Psathyrellaceae. The coding region runs from base 1 to 1560 and encodes 519 amino acids. Gene Ontology annotation, cellular component: nucleolus. The transcript has 5 exons. Gene Ontology annotation, molecular function: protein binding. The record is from RefSeq and is a predicted model, not a curated record.
AUGGACUAUCAGCCAGUCGCCGUCAAGAAACAUCUUAAACCAGCCGCAUCCAAGCACUCUCCAGAAUCCAGGCAUUGGCGCCAAUUUAAACACCCAGUCUUUGUCAAGGAAUAUGCUCCAAUCACCUCCAUACAUUUCUCUCCCUCGAAACCACAUCGAUAUGCCGUGACCGCCGCCACCAGAGUUCAAAUUUACGCGCCCAGAACCCAGAAAAUCACAAAAACUAUUUCUCGUUUCAAGGACGUUGCGAGAAGUGGAAACAUUCGUGCGGAUGGGAAACUGGUGGUUGCAGGUGAUGAUAGCGGCCUCAUUCAGAUAUUCGACAUCAACUCAAGAGCUAUCCUCCGCACGCUGGACUCGCACAAGCAGCCCGUUCAUGUCACUAAAUUCUCCCCUCUUGAAUCCACCCGCGUCCUCUCAUGUUCAGAUGACAACACUGUCAAGUUCUGGGACCUCACUUCACAAACGGCAAUUUCGACGUUCGACGAACAUACCGACUAUGUUCGCACAGGACAGGUCUCAACGUCCAACCCACAUCUUAUCCUUACCGGUUCAUAUGAUGGCACAGCUCGACUUUUUGAUUCGCGGACAGGACAGUCCGAGAUGGUAAUGGGGGAAAGCAUCACAGCCAACCUCAAGGCACCGGUAGAACAAGUGCUCAUGUUCCCUUCUGGUACUGUCGCUGUUUCUUCUGCAGGCCCUAUUCUUCGAGUAUGGGACUUGGUUGCUGGAGGCCGGUGUAUAAAGGCCAUGUCAAACCAUCAGAAAACCGUAACAGCUCUCGCCCUCAAUCCUUCUGCUAACCGCCUGCUCAGCGGAAGUCUGGACCACAUGCUCAAGGUGUACGACGUCUCGGACUAUAGGGUUGUGCACACCAUGCGGUACCCCGCGCCAUUACUUUGUCUAGCCAUUUCGCCGGACGAUUCUCACAUCGUUGGUGGGAUGUCGGAUGGAACGCUGUCCAUUCGAAGAAGACAGAAAAAGGGCAAGGAAAUUGCCACAUUCGGUCCUGAAUCUCUUGACUUGAUGUACCUCGGCGAAGGCGUUACUAAGAGCAAAGCGAAAUCAAAGGCGUUGAAGGAUGUUGAUGAACUCCGUGUGAGCGAGAGUCGUCGACAGAAGCGCCUGAAAAACUAUGACAAGUACCUUAAAAACUUCAAGUACUCUGCGGCUUUGGAUUCUGUUCUACGAAAAAAUGUCCCGCCAGCAACAGUGUUCUCUCUUAUCCAGGAAUUGAUUCACCGGGACGGCCUCAAGGUUGCAUUAGCAGGGCGAGACGAUGUUCUUUUGGAACCUGUGCUGCAACUUUUGAUAAAACAUGUCGCCGAUCCGCGGUUUGGAAAUACUGUUUGUUAUGUGGCUGGCAUAGUGCUCGACAUGUACCGACCGGUUAUUGGCCAAUCUCCCUUGAUCGACUCACUAUUCCUGAGGUUAAGGAAGAAGUUGGCAAUGGAACUACGAUUUCAGAAGGAGCUUCUCAAGGCCAAGGGUGCUAUCAGCAUGAUCCUGACAUCUGCCUUAGGCAAUCCAGAACCUGUCGAUUCGGCAAGGGCUGCAUAGCUACCUACGGUACCGUUACCAUUGUAUCGCCCACUGUUCAUUGUUGAUUUGAUGCAGGUGAUAGUGCUUU